CAAUGGUGAAGCGGCAGUCAGGGCAAAAUAUUGUUGUGUUGACGAGAACAAAAGUAUUUUAAACAGAAGGAGGUCUUUGUAGAGAUGUUCGCAAAUAAGAAGGCUUGGUUUUCGGAUAGUGUGUCACCAACUUUUCGCGAAUUCUGGCUAUUGGAGUGUGGAAUACUUACAGGGUGGAGAACAGCAGACUAUCUUUUCAGUGAAGAUGCUACACACCCUGAUACACUCAGGAUUUUUAGGAGUGAGGCUUACCUGUGGGAGAAGGUUACUGUUUUUCACAGCUUUUUCCUGAAUGCAUGUCAGAAGCGAAAGAGUAUAAAGUCGGUCAGCAUCGGUCACUAUGUGCUGCCUCCUGUCCCAGUGCAGGAUGCAGUGAGAAACGUGAUUGGGAGGUUUAUUUGGGAGUAUGAAGAGGACCAGCCAGGCGCACGGGAAAGUUUUACCAUCCGGGCAGAAGCAAAGUGUGGCAUUGACAGGUGUGUUUGCAUAUGA
Molecule: messenger RNA, 492 nt
Organism: Nerophis lumbriciformis (worm pipefish)
Lineage: Eukaryota; Metazoa; Chordata; Actinopteri; Syngnathiformes; Syngnathidae
Product: telomere repeats-binding bouquet formation protein 2-like
Biological process (GO): meiotic attachment of telomere to nuclear envelope; homologous chromosome pairing at meiosis
Cellular component (GO): nuclear inner membrane
Source: RefSeq, a predicted model, not a curated record